AGAACAACGCCGGAAAAUUGGUCUCCUGCUGCUGGUGAUCGUAGGCUGCUUGGUGGUCCGCAGGUUUAACUGGAGCGAUAUGGUCCCUCUUCAGCGCUGGAACCGGCAUUUGGGCCUGGAGGCCAAGGACUCGGAAUUCCUGCUGGAAGGCUCCCGCUUCCGGAUUUUGGGGGGCUCUAUACACUACUUUCGAGUGCCCAGAGAGUACUGGAAAGAUCGGUUGCUGAAGCUGAAGGCCUGCGGCUUAAACACCCUCACCACGUAUAUUCCCUGGAAUCUCCAUGAGCCUGAAAGAGGAAAGUUUAACUUCAGCGGGAACUUGGACGUAGAGGCCUUUGUCCAGAUGGCGGCAGAUAUUGGGCUGUGGGUGAUUCUGCGCCCUGGGCCCUACAUCUGCAGCGAGUGGGACCUCGGGGGCUUGCCCAGCUGGUUACUCCAAGACUCCAACAUGGAGCUGAGAACAACCUACAUGGGCUUCGUUAAAGCCGUGGACCUUUAUUUUAAUCAUCUGAUACCCAAGGUGGUUCCCCUGCAGUACACACAGGGAGGGCCCAUCAUCGCUGUGCAGGUGGAGAAUGAAUAUGGCUCCUAUGACAAGGACCCAAACUACAUGCCCUACAUCAAGACGGCCCUGCUGAAAAGAGGGAUUGUGGAGCUGCUUAUGACUUCAGACAACAAGGACGGCCUGAGUGGAGGCUACGUGGAAGGAGUACUGGCUACCAUCAAUUUAAAGAAUGUGGAUUCCAUGAUUUUCAACUAUCUCCAGUCAUUCCAGGACAAUAAGCCCACGAUGGUGACAGAGUUUUGGACGGGAUGGUUUGACACGUGGGGUGGUCCCCACCACAUUGUGGACGCCGAUGAUGUGAUGGUCUCUGUUUCCUCAAUCAUCCAGAUGGGUGCCUCCCUCAACCUUUAUAUGUUUCAUGGAGGAACCAACUUUGGUUUCAUGAACGGGGCUCAGCAUUUUACUGAUUACCAGGCUGAUGUCACGAGCUAUGACUACGAUGCCAUACUGACUGAAGCUGGGGAUUACACACCAAAGUUCUUCAAGUUGCGGGAGUACUUCAGCACCCUCAUAGAUAAUCCACUGCCCCACUUGCCUGCCUUAAAACCAAAGGCCUCCUACCAUGCUGUGAGGCCCUCUCACUACAUUUCACUAUGGGAUGCCUUGGAGCACACGGGCAAGCCAGUUGAGACCGAGAAGCCAGUCAAUAUGGAGAAUCUGUCAGUGAACCAAGGCAACGGCCAGUCCUAUGGGUACAUACUCUAUGAGACAUCCAUCUAUGAGGGAGGCACCCUUUUCUCCAAGGACCACAUUCGGGACCGGGCCCAGGUGUUUGUGAACAAGAUGUACAUCGGAUACAUAGACUACCUAGUUGAAGGACUGCCUAUCCCCAGAGGUCAGGGCCAUCGUAAGCUGAGUAUCCUGGUGGAGAAUCGUGGUCGAGUCAACUAUGGUUUGAUGCUGAAUAAGCAGCGGAAAGGAUUAAUUGGCGAUAUCUUUCUGAAUGAUUCUCCACUCCGGAAUUUCAAAAUCUACAGCCUGGAGAUGAAAGCAGACUUCUUUCAGAGUCUCUCCCCCAAGUGGGGUCCAGUUCCAGAGGAAGCCAUAGGUCCGGCCUUUUUCCGGGGGACUCUUCAUGUUGGCUUCAUAGUCCUGGACACCUUCCUGAAGCUAGAGGGCUGGGUAAAGGGAGUGGUGUUCAUCAAUGGCCAGAACCUUGGGCGCUUUUGGAGCAUCGGUCCUCAGGAAACUCUCUACCUCCCAGGCCCUUGGCUGCACCCUGGAGAAAAUGAGAUCAUCGUGUUUGAGGAACAGAAGUCGGGCAUGAUCAUUCAGUCCAUGGACACCCCGUAUCUAGGCAGGAGCCACUAUGUCGACUGAGCGCCGAGCUUCCUUUUGCUCAGAAAUUUCCAGUUGGGGCCGGGUGAGGGCAGUGGAGAUCCUCUCUCUCUCCAGAGCCCCUUCCUGAAUGCCUGUUCAGUCAUCCUUCUCCAGUGACUGCAUCUUCUUCGGGACCAGCUCUGCGAAGGACCCACUGUCACCCACCACCUGAGGGCCUCUGGCCCAGCUAACAGGAACAUAGAGGGAAGGGAGAACUGUCUUAGCUGCUGUUGUAGACAUGGACCCUCUCUUGGGAUGUUUUUGGGGCUGGGGUGGAGGUUCCUGCCUGCCCUGCUGGAUCAUAGGCGAAGGGGAGAAAUGGUCCAGCAGAGUGGAGACAGGGAAUCCAGUCAUUGGGAGUGAGCCGCCCUGGGUCUCUAGGCUAGAUACUGAAACUGGUAGGUAAGAAAGCAUUUAGUGAAUCUGUUCUCAUUCUGACUGAUCAGUUGGGAUAUAAAUAUCACUCCUUGUUUUAGCCCCUGUAGCAAGUUAAUUGGAACACUUCUGAAGGCAGAGCCCAUGGCUGUCCAGCAGGGAGCAUUAUGUCCAAGUAUUCUGCAGCUGCUGAAGAAGCCAAGUUGAUGCCAGUCACGGAUGAAUUGGGGUUUGGGGAAUGGUGGGGAGUCUGAGGGACAUUCUGGCCUUCCCUCUCCUUCCUUUGCCCUUUAAAUGCCUAGAGUCCUGGUAUAGAGCAGAAAAAUCUCUGUCUGUAAGACAUGGCAUUCUCUUCUCCCCACCUCCCCCCUCAGACCCCUAGAAUAGGAGUGUAAUGUAAUGUGAGUAAUGUAGAGAGGCCAAAGAAAGGGGUGGCCCCUCUCCCCCUCUUUAAAAAAUGGAUACACCUAUUUCCAGUUUUAUUGAAGCAGUGAAGAAAGCAUUUAUGGAAAGGGAAGGCAUGUGGCCUGAGGUACCACUCCUUACCUGCAGGAAGAGGUCUUCACUUUGAAUCACUUAAGCACUCAGGGACUAUGGGACUACAGAGGGGUCUUUGCUAGAUCCCUACUACCUCCCCUCCCACAAAUCACCUUUAUAACUCUCCUGUCUUCUCUUCCCAAAUCCAAACAGCAGCAGAGGCCUUGGGGGAAGAGGCCAGCCCUAGCCCCUUUCCUUUGGGAAUUAUUUCCUUUUUCCACAGUUGAGGUGUUGCUGUUUUGGGAGUGACGCCCAAUGGGUUGGUUCAGUUGUGUCUGAAUUUCAAUAAAGCCAUUGCUUAAAGUUUUGCCUGAA
Gracilinanus agilis (Agile Gracile Mouse Opossum) is the source of this 3112-nucleotide messenger RNA. RefSeq names its product beta-galactosidase-1-like protein 2. Gene Ontology annotation, biological process: carbohydrate metabolic process. Bases 80 to 1885 code for a protein of 601 amino acids. Gene Ontology annotation, molecular function: beta-galactosidase activity. The transcript is spliced from 19 exons. The record is from RefSeq and is a predicted model, not a curated record. NCBI's taxonomy places the organism in Eukaryota, Metazoa, Chordata, Mammalia, Didelphimorphia, Didelphidae. Gene Ontology annotation, cellular component: vacuole.